AUGGACUCUGCCAGACUUUUGCCCCUCGUGCGCCUCGUGUGUCCCAUUGGCGCGUCCAUUAGUAUCCUCGUGACAAUGGUCACGUGCGUCGUUAUCGUCAAAGCGAACGACAUUUGGGUCAGUGGCCUCACGUGGCCCUUUCUCUCGGACAUGGGCAGAGAUGCCCCGGCGUACUAUGUGUUUGCAACGGGUCUCUCGGUCGUGGCGGUGCUGCUCGUGGUCACGUGGACGCUCAACUGGCGCUACCACAUCUCGGCGCUGCCGUCGGACGACACUGUCUACCGCUCGAUCGCUUUUGUUGCGUUCUUUGCAGGUGUUAUGGCGAACUUGGGACUUCCUGUGCUGGCGUUCUUCGAUACGUCCAAGCACGCAAAAGUCCAUGCACUGGGUGCCGAGUGGUUUUUCUACAUUGAGACCAUAGCUGUGCUCUUGAACAUGAUUGUAAGCUACAAGCUGUACAAGUUGCUGACGGGAUUGCAAGUGGACUUGGAGAAUUCGUGCUCGACCGUGGGGUCGAAGCUCCAUCGGAGGAAAAAGACGCUGACGAUCCAAGUGCUCUUCUUCUCGCUCUUUUUCAUGGCGUUCCUCCUGUACAUGCCCAUUGGCACGGCGGUGGCGCCCCAGUCGUAUCGCCUCUCGAUCGACGAUUGCAUCGAUAAGGGCUUAGGCGACACGUACUGCGAAGUGACUAUGCGGCUGAACUCGACCUCGACUACACUAUAUGACAAUGAAAAGACCUACGGCCUGAGCCAAAUGCGAGCUGCGGCUCAACUCGCCUGCAUCUUGAUGCUCGUCGGGUACUCGACGUCGUUCAUCACGAACGACUAUGACGAUGCCCUCGGCCAGCUCUUCACCCCGGACGCCAAGAUUGCCGUGCUGCAGUAG
Messenger RNA from Hyaloperonospora brassicae, 885 nucleotides. NCBI's taxonomy places the organism in Eukaryota, Oomycota, Peronosporomycetes, Peronosporales, Peronosporaceae. The record is from the annotation of a GenBank genome assembly.